AGUUUUGUAGAUACUGAGCUAUUAUUAUAAUUUUUUUUAAGAACUUGAACGAGUAAAAAUGAUUUGCGAUUGCGCACUAGGUUGCACGAUUAUUUGCAGCGCCAGAUUGCGUUCUUUGGUAGGGAUACGAUUAAAUUAAUUUUAAAUCUUUUAGGUUAUGUAUGUGUUUAGAGCGACAGAGUAACUAUUCUCUGGUUUAGAGUGUAAAUCGCGAUGCCUCUCUUGACUUUUCAACAAAUUUUGGAAACCACAGCGGACUUUUUGAGUGUGAUAACAAUCGCCAUAUGUUUUAUAUUGAAGAUACCCCAAAUAAUAACGGUGCUAAAGUUAAAACAUGCCAGAGGUAUUAAUUUAAUUGGACUUUUAAUGGAGUUGACAAGUUAUACUAUAAUGUUGUCAUAUAACUUUCGAAAUGGUUAUGCACUUUUAACUUAUAUGGAAUACCCAAUAAUUUUAAUCCAAAAUCUUUCGCUCAUAUUAUUAGUGAUGUACUUUAAAGGCUAUUUAAAUAUCUAUGCUGUAAUUGGAGCAGGAAUAUAUUUUACGUUUGCUGCAGCUUUUAUUCUUGGCAUAGUUCCCAUGUCUGUAUUGUCUUAUUUAGUGCCAAUGUGUACACCUAUUGGAGCAUCAUCUAAGGUUGUACAACUCUUAGAAAUGGUUAGAUUAAAGAAUGCAGAUUCUGUGAGUUUGUUGACUUGGUUUAUAUCAGCAUUCACUAAUGCAAGUAAGUUUCUAACUUCAUAAUACACUUUUUUGACAUUAAAAACAUUAAGUAAUAUCCUUAAAAUAUUAUAAUUUUGCUUACAAAAUCAGAACCCAAAAGUAAAAUAUAUCUAAUUAACAAUUUAUAAAUUACCUGAAGUCAUAGCUUAACAUGACUUUGGAUGUGUCAAAUUCUGUGUUUAUCAUUAGGAUCUUAGUAAAAGAUAAGAGCUGUGAAAAAACUGAAGCUAGAGUAAUUUUGGACAACUAUUUACAAAUUUAUUUAGUGUAUGGCAUCAAGACACAACAAAAACGGAAAUCACAAUCAAAAUAUAAAAUAUAAGACAAAAUAAAAUAGUAUGAAAUAAAAUAAUAUGAAAACAAUAUACCAUUAUACAAUUGCAAUGACAAUCACAGUCACAGUAAUCUUCAGGUAGUCCAUCAUUGGUUGUCUUAGUUCAAUCUUCUAAAAUAAUAUUAUUGCUGCGAGGAGCGGCCCCUCUUGUCACCACGACCUAUAAGACCUAUUGUAUUUCUCCAAAGGUUUAGGGUAAGUGUAGGUCCUUGAUAAGCCUUAGUAUUGCUCUAAGGUUUUGUUCCUGUAUGUCGGUAGCUGUUAGGCGAACUAUUCCGAAAAUGUUGCGUCUUAGACGGUCUUUGGCGACGCAACCACACAAUAUAUGUUCAGCCAUUUUGUAAGGGCGUACGUUUCAGGAUGUUCAGAUAGUUUUCAGGAAGCCUGAGAGCGAUCUUAGGUCCCCUUUGUUGAGGCAUAAAACCUCUUUGGUUUUGUUUUGCGACGUAGUUAUCAUACUCUUCGCCUGUCUGUGAUCUAGAAGUGCUUUCUAGCGUAACGCUACCUUUGAGGCCUCCCAUUUAUUCAUUACAUCUUCUAUAAUAUGUAUCACGGUUUGAUUUUUACCCCAUUCGCAGGAGGAUGUCAAUGUCUGGUACCAUUUAUGCAGAAAGUAAACGUAUCUACCAUACCAUAUUUUCAAGUUCCGUAUUCUGUUUAGAGUUGACCAGGUUUUGUGUGGUAAAUCAAAGCUAGGAGGCUUUUGGGUAAUACAUGGGGUCUGAUUGUUCUGGUUUGUUAUGCAUUCGUGAUGCCAAGUGUUAAUCAGGCUGAAUGCUUUGCCUGUAGCAGUGGCUGCUGUUUUGAUCGGUGGCUGUAUUGGUCAGUUUGAUUGCUCAAGAUCUUGUACUCUCUUGUGAUAGCACUUAUAGGGUGCAGGUUUGGAGUGGUACAUGACUCAGUAAGGGGAGCGAUUCCAUUGAAGUAGUUUUGAUAACACCUGCGAUCAUUCUCAUCGUGUUAUUAAGUUACGCAUCGACUCUGUGGACAUGAGGACUGUUAAGCUACACUGGCGCACAGUAUUCAGGGGCUGAGAAGACGAGACUCACGGUUGUUGAGCGCAGACUGGAGGCUCCCGUUGUUGUUCUACACUCCUUUGGUGUAAUAUUGUUCCUCGUUUUUUUGUUUCUCCGCUGUUUUCACUAUAUGUUCUUUGAAUGAGAGCGUGUUAUUAACUGUAACAUCUAGGUAUUUUGGUGUAAUGUUGUGAGUAAGCCAUGAGUUCUCGAAUUAUAUUAGAAGCUUUCUGUCGACGAGUUUAUUGUUUAGAUGAAAACAUGUUACCUCAGUUCUGUUUGCGUUUGAUUGAAGACGCCAUUUCCGGAAGUAUCUUCCCAGAUUCUCUAGGUUGGCUGUCAGAAUCUAAUCUGAUUUUAUCAGAAUUUAAAUCUUUAGACCUGUUUCAGGGAUUUCUUCAUAAACCGUUUAUAAUGAUAUUAUCGCCUAUAUCCACUGCUUUACGGACGCACUCUAUAGAUUAGACUUGCAUUGAAGAGUUUUCUUGGUGAGCAUAGGACACCGUGACAACUCGGAAUGUUUUGUCAUUUAGCAUAUUAUUUAGCAGCCGAGCUCAUGAUUUACAUGGCAUAACACUGAGGAUUUUAUAGAUGAUACUCUCCAUACUGUUUCGUAGGCAGCCGAUGGAUCAAUGAAUGCAUCAGAAGUUUUGAACUUUCCUUGGAAUCCUGCUUCAAUAUAAGUUGAAAGCGAGAGGACCUGCGCAACGUUGUCUUUUAGGCAGUUUUAUUUAUAAUACUCCAUCUUUGAUAA
Messenger RNA from Onthophagus taurus, 2827 nucleotides. Lineage: Eukaryota; Metazoa; Arthropoda; Insecta; Coleoptera; Scarabaeidae. The record is from RefSeq and is a predicted model, not a curated record.